Aspergillus ochraceoroseus IBT 24754 is the source of this 1812-nucleotide messenger RNA. RefSeq names its product DNA-directed RNA polymerase I subunit RPA49. The record is from RefSeq and is a predicted model, not a curated record. The coding region runs from base 46 to 1554 and encodes 502 amino acids. Gene Ontology annotation, cellular component: RNA polymerase I complex. Gene Ontology annotation, molecular function: DNA binding. Gene Ontology annotation, biological process: transcription elongation by RNA polymerase I; nucleolar large rRNA transcription by RNA polymerase I; RNA polymerase I preinitiation complex assembly. The transcript is spliced from 3 exons. NCBI's taxonomy places the organism in Eukaryota, Fungi, Ascomycota, Eurotiomycetes, Eurotiales, Aspergillaceae.
GGCCCUCAGCUCUUGAAUUCGUCGAGAUCCAGCUGAACCCACACAAUGGGCUCUGAUAAAGCAGAGAAGAAGCGCAAGCGCGCUUCUGAUCGUCAUGACCGACCUAGCAAAAAGCCCGCGCUCGAUCUGCAAGACCUCCCUCCACUCGCCGCUAGUAUGAUCAAAGACGACAGCGAGCUGGCUCCUGUGCUUCUAACCACCCCCGGAGUCACCUCGCAACCAAAUGUCCGCUUGAACCCGUACCUGAAGACUCGCAGCCAUGUCGCCAGAAACUCGACCGGAAAUGAGGGCAUUGCCUCGACAGAGCUGCUACUACAGUCGUCGGAGCAUCCGAAGUUGGAUUUUGUCGGAAGAGAAGCUACCGAUGAUGCGGAUUCCCAGCUGAAGCACUAUGUUGCCGUCGUGGAUCCGACGAGUAAGACAUGGCAGUUUAUUGAAGUGCGCAAGGUGACGCUUCGUGGGGCAGUGAGGAGGGCAGCUCCUUCAGCUGAUGAGGAGGAUCAGGAGCAGGGAGAGAGUGAGGAUGAGGAAAUGAAAACCAUGCGCGCCCAAAGAACAGAACUCACAUAUACCUUCGGCACCAAGAAAUCCCGCAAAGCCACACAAUCCAUGGCCGAAAAUGCCCAACUCUCCAAUGCCCCCGAAGGCGCCGCUACCGCCGCCGAAUCCGCCCUGCUGCAAUCGAUGCCCGAGGAAUCCGCCACAGACCUGGCCUCCAAGACCGCCGCCAUGCAAGCCCAAGUGCAAGCCGCCAAGCCCGUUCCAACCGCCAACCUCGACGCCAACCACCCCUCAGAGGUCUAUGCGAUCGAAACCCUCGUCCCCAACGGCAAAGCCACGCUCCGCCAACUCCCCAUCAAGGACUGGCAGGAGACGAUCUCCGCCGGUGGCGCAGUGGCCACUACCUCCCGCUACGUCUCGAACCGCAUCGACGCCGUCGUCGAAUCCGGAAACACAACCCACCUGCAGAUCCUCCGGUUUAUCCUGGUUCUUCUGGAAUUCGCUCGUUGCCUCCGGUCUGGCAAGGCUUCUGCCGCCUCCGGACGCGGCAGCAAGAAACUGCCCGCGCGCGACGAUCUCCGCCGCAUCUUAUCCAGCGCUACAAAGCAAGACUCUACUAGCGCCGAAGGAAACAACAACAGCAGCAACACAAUCCCUGACCCCGUCAUCGACGCCAUCCGCCGCAAAUUCGCCCCGCAGGGCUCCUACCUCUCCAAAAACGACAUCACCCUCCUGCACACCACCAUCUGCGCCCUCUCGCUGCACCUCCCGCCGCAGCCCACCCAGGAUGGCGUCCCUACCGCGCACGGCGGCAACACACCGAACGAGUUGGCCACGGACCCGGCGGAUCUGCGAGACGACCUGCAAUUGGAGAACAUUACCAUCCUGCAGUAUUUCAGGGAGCUAGGAUGUCGCGUUGACAAGCCCCGGGAGACGGAGUUUGCCAAGUGGGGAGUGAGAGGCAAGGCCGAGGCGGCAACGAGAAGGGUAGCAAGGUUAAAGAUUCCCGUUGUCUUUCCGAAGGUUUCGAGGGGAGGUGGAGCAAGAAGGUAGUAUCGUUUCUUCUUCUUCUUCUUCUUCUUCUUCUUCUUCUUUCAAGUGCCGUGGUAGUUAGGUAGUAGUAGUAGUAGUAGCAGUAGCAGCAGCAGCAGUAGUAGUGAUGAAAAAAAGAGAACUUGGUCUGUUCUUGCUGGCGUUGUAUGUGUGGGUUGGUCUUCGUUUCGUUCCUGUGAAUAUAGAAUGAACUUUGUGUAAAAAAAAAAAAAAAAGAGGAAAAAAGGAUCAAUCUCUUACUACCUUACCAGAUGUAUC